CGUUGUAUGGGAUUUCAGUCGAUUUUAGAUUUACCACGAUGAAGGGUGUUAUUGUUUUGUUUUUCUUAGGGCUUUGUACCCAAUGGGUUUUUGCAGUAUUUUUAAACCACAGACCAUUUCCAACAUACAGUUUAGAAAACAUGCCAUCGACGGGAUUUUCUUGCAGAGAUAAAAUAUUGGGAGGUUACUACGCGGACGCCGAAACGCAAUGUCAAAUGUUCCACAUUUGUGUUAAAGUCGCCGGAGUAGGGGUGCAAGACUUCAGAUUUUUGUGUCCCAACGGCACAGCUUUCGAUCAAGAUCAUCAGAUAUGUGCCGAAUGGGAAGACAUAGAUUGCGACGCGACCACCCUGUAUUAUUCCAGUGAUAACUUCGAUUUAUAUCGAAUCGGAUCUGGUUACGAAUCAAAAGCACACAGAUAUGGAGAAGACGAAGAAACGUUUUCGUUACAAAGAGCAGAAACGGGCGACGCGCGAAUAAAUCACGAUCAACAAACAAAAAUUGUAGAUCAAACUAAAACACCACCAAGAAGUUACCAAAAUUCACCAAGACAGAGUUUCAACAACAACAACAACAACAACGAAAAAGAUAUAUUUAGAGGUUCCAGUAGUUCAAACUUUUAUAAUAAUAGAAAUAAUGGAAAAGAAAGAGACGAAGAUUACGACGAUAAUGUAAAUAUCAAUCAAAAUCGAGAUUACGAACGUAAGAGAAAAGUCGUUAGGAACAGAUCGAGAAGACCAGUACAAAACGAAAACAAAAAUAAUCAAAUUAACGAAUUCAGUAACAAAAAUCAAGAAUCUAGAUCACAAACUAGAAGACCAGUUAAUCAAAAUACGAGGUUUGUUAAUAAUUUCGCCGGAAGUUACGAACCAACAACAAAUAAACCAUCUACAACAACCCCGAACGCAAAUCAAUACACAUCAACAUUAAAUAAUUAUAGAAACAGAAACGGACAAAGACGACAACAAUUUAGCGAUUAUACAGAUAGUCCCACGUUCACGAUUAGUACACCAGCUCCUUUUAAACAACAAUACAAUACGCCACCUAGUAGAAGUACUGGUAACGUAUUUGCUACCGAAGAAAAUACUUCAAAAGAUUACGAAACGACUAAAGUGAAGCAGAUUUACGAUAAAACUGAAAAUUAUCCCAACAACAAUCCCAAAUAUAGUACCAGUUUCGAUAAGAAGCAAACCACGUCGUAUAAACAGACGAAUCCAAGUACUUUAAGUCCGAAACCGUUCAGCGUUUCUAACAGUAAUUUCCCGACGACUUUCGCUCCUAGAACUAACGCGGCUUACAGUCAAAUAGCUCAACAAACCGCCGCUUACAACCAGAACAGACAGAGCAGUCAGAAUAGUCCUUCAAGCACGCCGAAAAGUACUCCUUUCACUCAAUAUACACCUACUGUGCCGAAAAUUAGUUCGACUACUCCGAUCAGCAGAUCGAGCCGCUUCGAUGAAACUCAAUACGACGACGGAUCCUACAGUUCGAAGUACGACUACGAUGGCGAUAAAAGAGAAGACGAAUUUUUAAAAACGGCGCACAGUCAGAAUAUAGCUGCGAGUAGAAACGAGCUACAAAAAACAACGAAUAACAAGCAAACCCAAACGACUGUACCUGUUUCGAGAUCGACUUAUGAAGUACCUAAAACCUUUCCUUCUACUAAGAAAGUAAAUAACGAUGUGACGAAAACGUCUGUUUCUACGAGUAAGGUUACGGAAUUGCCGAAAACUACAUCGAAACCUAUCGGUAAAAAACCAGCGCCGCCUAAGAAGGAUUACGAUUAUGCUUACUACGAUACCGGGGUGGGAAGCGAACCUGAUUAUGACAUUCAUACCGAGAUUAAAAAGUUAGAUGAUGUCGUUCUUGUUUAAGGGUGAUUUGUUGGUGUUUCCUAUGAAUUUUUCACAAAACUGUUUUUGAUAAAUUUUUCGAUUUUCUAUAUAACUUUAUAAAAAUUCAUGAAUAGUAUUAUAUAAUUUGAAGGAUUUGUUAAAAAAUGUUGAAUUUCGUAUGGAGCAAGAGGGUAGAUAUUCAAAUUCUCUAUAAAAUGGUUCUAAAUCACUUAUUUCGUAUUGGCAACUUAAAUUGAGAUAUUUGCUAUAAUCAAAUAAAAUUCAUUUGCUUAGUAUAUUAAAACAUUUAUAAAAAAUCGAAAAAUUCCAAAUUUUCUAUUGAAUUUAAUAAUUUUUACAAAAUUAAAUUAAUAUUGACCAAAUUUGGAUAUUACAAAAAGUAAUUUGGGGCAAUUUUAUAGAAAAAUUCUGUAUGUAGAAGAAAUUAAUCAAAAAAAACGAAAUGUACAAUAAAAUUGUUAUCAUAGGGAAGCAGUUAAAGUUAUUGGGUAGCGCAAAAACAUAAUGUAACAAAACAGUACCUAAUAUUCAAAAUACAUAAAGCAAAAACAAUGAGUUGAUUAAAAAAAAUUCUGGUUCUUUUUUAUUAGCUCAAUUAUUAUUUAUUGGUAAAUUAGUUAAAUCAAAAAACCUCAUAAUUUUCCGCUUAAGUCCGUUUGACACCGCCUUCUAUUUAAGAUUGUAUAUAUUGUAAUUUUAUUAAUAAGAAUAAAACUAUUGUUACCUU
Messenger RNA from Diorhabda carinulata, 2583 nucleotides. RefSeq names its product homeobox protein 2-like (gene Cpap1-i). The coding region runs from base 39 to 1874 and encodes 611 amino acids. Gene Ontology annotation, cellular component: extracellular region. The transcript has 5 exons. The record is from RefSeq and is a predicted model, not a curated record. Gene Ontology annotation, molecular function: chitin binding. NCBI's taxonomy places the organism in Eukaryota, Metazoa, Arthropoda, Insecta, Coleoptera, Chrysomelidae.